Molecule: messenger RNA, 2331 nt
Organism: Lachancea dasiensis
Lineage: Eukaryota; Fungi; Ascomycota; Saccharomycetes; Saccharomycetales; Saccharomycetaceae
Source: the annotation of a GenBank genome assembly
AUGGAAAUAGAGUACCUGGAAGAAAAUUUUGAGCCGAAAAGUGUAAAAGUGGCACAACUGCGUCGUAUCCUGGUGGAAAACGACGUAGCACUUUCUCCAGGACUUAAGAAAGCCGAGUUAUGCGCUUUAUUUGAGCAGCACAUCAGACCUAAAAGAGCCGAGCUUCUUCGAGAGCAGAGCAGCGAGCAUGUGAAAGAUGAGAUUGAACGGGCUACAACGGAUUCGAGCUUCUCACGAGAUAUUUCUUCGGAGGACUCGGCCUUUUCCCACGUCAACGACUUUCAAAGGAAAAGCAACUCCAGCAGGAAGAGCUCCCGGAAACGUAAGGUUGAAGACACGGAUCCUGUCAGUACGGAUGCUCCAAAGACUAAAAAACGAGGUAAACGUAAAAUGGCCACACCAUCGUGGGACUCUGAGGAAGAAACCUCCAAGCCAGUUGGGUCACCUUUGGUAAAUAAAGUUCGUUCAAAAAGCCCUAUGAAAGGCUCUCCACAUAGGUCCUUGAUCAUAGAUAAGUUCGAGUCGUCAUCUUCGCCUUCGCCGGUUUCGACCCCCGGGAAUGUCUCGUCCAAUGCGGAUAUCUGGGAUUUCUCUGUCAAACGAAGGACGGCCUCGCCGGAUUUUUCGAAACUUAAAGUGAGCUCUGAGUUUGCUAAACAAUUGGCAAAAGCUUCAGGGAAUCCCUCCCAGACUCCUCUGAAGGCACCUGUCAAGGAAAGUCAACGCUUCUCUGAGGACGCAGAAUCCACCGAAAACUCGUUUCACGAUUUGCCAGCCUUCUCCCACACCCAAGGCAAUACCCUGGAGGAAAAACCCCCUUCGGAAGGAUCGACACCCUCAAAAGGCUCUUCUCCUUCAAGUACUUCGAAAGAUUCAACACCGAUCAAAGAUAACGAUUCCGCAGCACCUGAGGAAAACGUUCUGAACAGGGAAGACACCAGCAUUUCAGAGCAAAAUUCAGAUGAGAACUCUGCAGACAUCAAGGAGGAAAAUGAAACUAUUGAAUCGUCGGAAGUUGAAGAUAACGAAGAAUCGAUAACCCUUGAAGACCUCGACCACGAGAUAAGUGAAGCCAAGAUCACAACACCUGAGCUGGCGACUGCAGAUGAUGUCAAAAGAGUGGAGGGUAUGAUUGAGAGCCAAAGUGAUGGGCGAAGCAAUGUGGAGUUGGGCAAACGUGCUUCGCUCCCCAGAGCGCCUGUCCGUUUCGUCAAAAAGUUUAGCAUGGGAUUAUGGAAACUUCUCUUCAAUAUAAUGAUCAUGGUUCCUAUCCUCUUUGGGCUUUGGUAUCGUGAGGAAAGGCUUCAAAUAGGUUACUGUGGGCAUGAAAUAAACUUGCCGACAUUUGACAACGCUAACAACAAACCCUGGAUCAAUAACGUCGAGAGAUUCUUGGAUCAGCAUAAGCCUAAAUGUUUGGCAUGCCCGGAAAAUGCCAUUUGUUACCCUUAUAUGAAGAUUAAGUGUAAGCCUGAUUACGUCGUAACCAAGUCUAUCUGGAGCCUACAAGGACUGUUCCCCAUCAGUGACUAUUGCACAAAGGACUCUCGGCGUGAGAAGUUGAUAUCAGAAGUAAUCGCUAAAUCAUUGGAGCUCUUGCGUACCAAAAAUGGAAACAUAAAGUGUGGUGAGGGACAGGAUGACAUUGAGAGCGGUAUAACAGAGGCGGAUCUGUAUACCAUUUUUUAUGAAUCUCGUGCGCCAUCGAUCAACAGUGAAGAGUUUGAAGAGCUAUGGUCUCAGGUCGUAGAAGACUUGAAGAAUGAACCUGAAAUUACAUGGAGGCAAUUACAAACCACUAGAUUUGACUUUGGAGGAGACAGCGACAUUUCCGUUGAAACCAAUGACCUUCCGGAACAGGAGAGACAUUUUCAACUCGGCGGCAAAAACGGGAUUUUUCGCUCGUCAUCCAAGAAGUACAUCGGGAUCCGAUGCAAAUUCGAAAGAGAAGUUCAUCAAACUUAUCAAAAAUUCAAAUUUGUGAUUUGGGCAGUAGUGGGAUUACUGACGAUAAUCAAGACACUUACGCACAAAAUGCGUGCUUAUUACCAAAGACAAGAGAAGAUCGAGCAACUGACGCAACAAGUAAUCAUCAAAUUACAAAACACAGCGAGGGCCUCCGAGAGCUCCAAUUCACCGGCCUACUUAAGUACAGUCCAGUUGAGAGAUGUACUUCUUUCUGAUAUUGUUGACUUAAAGCUGAAAAAUAAGCUAUGGAAGCUAGUUAUGAAAAAUCUAGAACAGAAUAAUACAAAUGUCAAGAGCACUCUCAUGGAAGUCCAUGGUGAAAUUAUGAAGUGUUGGGAGUGGGUAGGACCGUCCGGAGGGUGA